GCUGAUGUCGGGCCCUGGGAGGGAUCGGGUCUCACCCGGGUCUCGCCGGGAAGGGCUCGGCCGUGUACGGGGCACCGCCGCGGGGUCGGCCGGGCCCAGGGGGGUGCUGUCCAAAGGCUCUGAGCCGCGGCUGAGCCAUCCAGGUCCGCAGGCCGCCGGCGUCCUUAAAGGUCGUCUGUGCGGCCUGCGAGGCUGCGGCCCCUCAGCCGAGGCCAGAGUGUGACCACGGGGGUGACACGGCACCGCUGCCCCCUCCCUGCUGACCGUCCCAGGCCCAGCCCGGCCCUUCUCGGAGCUGAGCCCCCGUGGCGCACGGGGUGUUCAUGGCUCCUCAGCCCCGCCUGGGGCCGGGGUUGGGGAGGCGGCUCCACCGUCUGCCAGCGCCAGCACGGCGCCGGCAGCCUGCGGAACGGUUGUGCGAGGCUUUGCCUUUGUGGGAUCCGGGCUGUGGGUGGGAGCUUUGGAGGGGGGCGGGGGGUGCUGCAGGCACAGCUGGCAGAGCCCAGCAGGAAGGGUGUAGCAUUGGCAGAGCUGUGGGGGCAAAAUGUGGUUACAAGUGUCUGAAAAAGAAUAGAGAGGUGAGAGAAGGAUUUUGCUUCCCCUGAACAGCUGGACUGUCGUUUAUUACAACCUGAUCUGAGCCUGUGUCUGUGGCCCUGUCACUCUGAUCAGAGAUUUUUGUAGAAUUAGAUUGGAUAUCAGGAAGGAGUUCUUGGCUGUAAGGGUAGUUGAAACCCUGGCACAGGUUGCCCAGAGAAGCUGUGGCUGUCCCAUCCCUGGAAGUUAUCCAGGCCACAUUGCAUGGGAGCAACCUGGUCUAGUAGAAGGUGUGCCCAUGGCAGGGGGUAGAACAGGAAAUGAUACAACUUCUAAAUUUUUAAAAUAACUUUAAUCAGGGGUUUUGUUCAUCUUUGCCCAGGAAGGGAAUGGAAGUUUCUUUUCAAGAGACUGUUCCCUGGGCAAGACCUGAUGAGCUUAACACUUCAAGGGACUGGGAGCCACCAGAGGAUGCAUGAGAGUGACAGGAUGAACUUUAAGUUUCUGCCAACCCAAACCAUUCUGGGAUUCUCUCAACCUGGUGAAUUGAUGACUCCUGUAAUUUUGACCAGGACUACCAUCAUAUUCCAGAGCUGAAAUAAUUGCCACACCAGGACCCUCCUGGAACUGCCCGGCAGAAUGUGUGACAGGCUUCCCAGUCCCUGUACAUUGGAUAUCAAAUCCCAGCCGAUGGGAAAUGGCCUGCACAGAGCAGCAAGGCCAUUCCUCCCACUGUGGCUUGUCUCAACUGCCUCUCUGCAUUGUCCUUAAUGAACUUUCUGGAAACCUGCCUCCUUCCUUGGGGCUGCUCCCAGGGGAGGUUUAAUGGGUUUCAUUCAUCCACUGUUGCAGCAAGAUGAUUAAUAAUUGAAGAAAUUACAUCAUUCCUGAAUAGAGAUGGAGAAAAGGAAGAGCAAAGGAGGGCACUGGACAAAGGUCAGCGGUAUCCUUGUGAUCUCUCCCACCCUCCACCUCACUCGGAACAUCUUGCUCGGGGAGCCCAUGGCAAGGGACCACUAGGCUGAGGCCUGGUGUAGCUACACCCUCCUACUGAAGAGCAGAGCCACAUCUUCUUCUUCCCUAGCCAGGGCUCAGUGCUCACUCUGGGACCUGGGCAGGAGCAGAGGAAGAUGCUUGCAUAUAGGACAGAAGAGGCUGUUUCUACUGGCUGCUCUUGCCUCCCCCAGGAAGGGGCUGUAACAGGAUGGAACUGGGAUCCAGCCCAUGAGCGUCUGGUUAGACCACCCUGGGCUGGCCCAUUCCAUGCAACAUCUCGGCUGGAAUGUGCUGUGGGGCUUUGCAGGGAUUUGAGAGGCUCCUUUCCGGUGGGAGAGGAUGCCUUGUUUUCAGGUAGUUGAGAGGGGAAGGCACAGAGCUGUUCUUGUGGAGCGUCUGUUCCUCUAUCUCAGGUUCCAUGGGGACAUAAUGGGGAAGGGCUGAAACUGAGCAGGGUGGAGGCAUUGCUCUUCCUCCCCAGCAGGUCCUUUUUGGAAGCCAUGGCUGGGGUUCACCUGCUCUGAAUGCUCUGUCCUCACUCCUGUCCAAGAGGCUGGACUGAAGGGUGAUGGCAGAGCCUCUCAUGGGAGUUUCUGGCCUGUGUGGGGACAGACAUUGUCUGGACAUGGAAAGGACAAUGUGUGCCCUCUCUUUUUUCCUGCUGAGCAGUAUGUGGCACCCAUCAAGUGCUGCUCAGGCCAGGCAGGUGGGACUGGAGCUCAUCCUUCCCCUGUUGCAGGGCUCUGUAGGGCAGUUUCCUUCUCCUGCUCCAUGCCCAGAGGCUCCUGUCCACAGGACCCUAAAGGGCGUCUGCUCCCAUUCUGUCAGGACAUCCUUAACCCAAAGGGGAAAGACAAGUGCCAGGAGAGGGGCCAGAAGGGACUGUAGGGGCUAUGGGCCCUGUCCAGGGCUCAAGGAUGCUCUUUUCACGGGGGCUGGGAGCUAGAGUCUGUUUUUACAGUUCCCUCCCCAGCCAGAGUCCCCGGGUGCUGCUGCAACACACGUCACCCUCCCAUGGCGUGGCCUGGGCUCAGGGAGAGCACAGAUCCCCCUUGUUUCAACAGCAAAACAGAAUCACAGAGCUCCACAGUCCUUCUUCUGUCAUCUCGCUGGCUGUGCCAGAGUGGGCUGUGCUAAGACCCUGCUCUUUCACCCUUGGAGGUGGGAAAAAUGGAUCCCAAAUGGAUCCCCUUCAGUAGUCCCUUUACACAUUCCAAGGCACACCAUCCUGAUCCCACCCAAGCAGAUGAGCAAUUCCUGGGGCCACGUCUUGAAAGGGCACUGGCGAUGUCAGGCCUUCCAUAAACCAAAUCCUUAAGCCGCAGAUGCAGCCCUGCCCUGGUGAUGGGGUAAUUUGCUCAGACUCUGGGAUAAAAACAACUUCUGAGCCAAAGUACCCAGCUGGAAUGGGAAGGGUAGUGGUCCAGACCCAGCAGGAGGGUCCUUGGGGAGCUAAGAUUGUGCCAGGAGGAGCAGGCAUGGGAGCACGGGGAGAAUUUUCAUCUUUUGAUCCCAUGUUUUGAAUGCUUUGGGCAAACAGAUGUUGCUGCUGAGUCUUUGCUUGUGCUCCCAAAGAGACCCUGGACUGCUAUGAGGGGCAGGGACAGUCUUGGUGCAGGACCUGGGAGAGCAUUGGAAAGAAUUGGAGUCUUGGGAAAGCAUUGGAGGCAGAACAGUCUGGAACUGGGAGCUGGUCUUGGAGAGGACUCCUUGGAUAAGGUGCUUGAGGUCCAAUUGGGCCCUCACCUCUGUCCUGUCUAGGUCCCCUAUUUGCCCAGGUGUUACAAGGAGGGCUGUAACCCCAAAACAUCAUCUGCUGUGUUUUCUGCACAGAAGCCUCAGCGACUGCCUCUGCUUGCCCAAGAAUUCAAAAGCAAAGCUGAAGAGGUUUCCAGAUGGAUCUGUAGGAGAAGACCUGAAUGCCACAGGGACAUUGGGCUGCAGGGGCAGAUGCCUAGGUGAGAAACCAGCUCAUGAGCAGGACCUGGAGGUGGGAAGUGUUUUUUCCACUUGCUGGAGAGUGUCCCCUUGGCAUGGCAAGCAGGUCUAGCUGGAGCACCCCACCAAGCCCAGGUCUCUUCCAAGGCGGGUCAUGGCAAGCCUGAUUUCACAGAAUCAAUUGGUUGGAAAAGACCUCACUCUUCCUCCACUCUCUUGAGGCUUUCUCCACAAACCUUUGCCUGGGAAAGAGCAGAGCCCUUCUGGAGGGACGUAACAUUUUCCAACUGUUUUUCUGAAAGUGCAGAGACACCAUUCCCAUCCUAAACAACAUGCGCUAAAUCAGCCAGUCUUUUCUCUGUGCGUGUUUGGCAGUGGGGACAAUGACAGAGCAGUGUCAGAAGCAUGCUAGUGCUACACUGCUGGAACCAAAUAACCAUCUUUGUCAGCUUUGCGCUGCAAACAUAGUCAUCAGCUCCUAAAGUUCUCUGAGGGCAUCAGUGGCCGAUUCCCAUGUCCAUGAAGAACUGAACACUCUUUUAGCUGUCACUAGUAUUUGAGAAGCUGUGAUGUAGCAGAACUGGUUCCCUAAAGACUUGUUGGAAGGGAUGCUCAAGGACAUAAGAGGAGCCUGGGUUUGGAAUUGCACCAUGCUCCACCCUCUGCUCUGCACAUUUAUGCACCGAUGGCCUUCAGAGUCCCACGGAGGAAGCCCCCAUUGCAAGUGGGACCCAGCAUGGCUGGGUGGGCACAUGGGUGGUCAGCCUGACUCUCAGACUUUCCCUGCUCUAGUUGCUGUGGCAGAGGUGAGAUCUCCUGUUGUCCAUGAUGCAGAUGUUCUGGGAAACACAAGUGCGUGACAACCAUGGUUGUCCUUCAUCCACUGCUGUGACUUCUAGGCAAGAGGUCCACCUACUGAUCUUCCGAAUUGCUAAUUCUGGGUUUUCUGCAGAGCCCUUGGGUCAGGGGAAAUGAAAUGACAAGUCAUAUCCUGUUCUCUGUCCUCUCAUGGUAUCUUAUCACCCAUGGUAUCAUACCCUGUGCCAUGUCAGGAUGCUGCUGUCAUCAGGCCUCUAGACGGUUUCUUCUGCAAGGCUGUGUGGUAUCCUUGACACUGCACUUUUUCCAUUGUGUCACGGCUUUCAGCAAUGUUUCCAUCCUUGGUUGCUGUCUCCCUGUAUAAAGAGGGCUGAACCCAGGGAUCCCACACCAGGAACAGUGAGGGACACACUGCAACAGUUCAGCCUCACUCCUACAAUUCACCUCCACCCAAGAGGACCAUGAAGACCUUCACAGCAGCCCUUUCUGUACUUUUUGUGGUUGUCUUCUGCUACCAGGCCACCUCUUCUCCAAUUUCUCUCAACUUUUAUGGUCCCUGCUGUGUUGAGUACAUCACCAGAACAUUGCCCUUGAGCCGUGUGGUAAAGUAUGAGCACACGGGCAGCCACUGCUCUCCACCAGCUGUGAUAUUUACCACCAUCAAGGACAAGCUGGUCUGUGCCAACCCUAAUGACAUGUGGGUCAAGGACAUAAUGAAUCAAUUAAAGGACAAUAAGCAUAGUGGAUAAGCAAUACUCUGCUCUCUCCAAGCACCACUUCUGCAAGAUGUGCUCUCAUGGACACCUCCAAGACAUAUUCUAUUUUCUCAUUGCCUGGGAAUUUGGCAGAGUAUUCAACUCAGUGUUUAGCUCUUUUAUGGAAGGCUGUGCAAAGGCAGUCUUAAUUUAUUUGACAUUUUCAGUGAAACUUUUAAUUCUCCUUUGUACUGAAAGUGUUGAAGUUAUUUUUGUAUAAUAAAAAGGAGCAAAACUUGCAA
Molecule: messenger RNA, 5287 nt
Organism: Haemorhous mexicanus (house finch)
Lineage: Eukaryota; Metazoa; Chordata; Aves; Passeriformes; Fringillidae
Product: C-C motif chemokine 5-like
Exons: 5
Coding region: 4752-5039 (95 amino acids)
Biological process (GO): cellular response to tumor necrosis factor; neutrophil chemotaxis; G protein-coupled receptor signaling pathway
Cellular component (GO): extracellular region
Molecular function (GO): chemokine activity; CCR chemokine receptor binding
Source: RefSeq, a predicted model, not a curated record